Rhinolophus ferrumequinum (greater horseshoe bat) is the source of this 1143-nucleotide messenger RNA. It is a transcript of the gene VAPB, whose product is annotated as VAMP associated protein B and C. The transcript is spliced from 6 exons. Gene Ontology annotation, biological process: endoplasmic reticulum membrane organization. The record is from RefSeq and is a predicted model, not a curated record. Gene Ontology annotation, cellular component: plasma membrane; endoplasmic reticulum membrane. Gene Ontology annotation, molecular function: FFAT motif binding. Bases 309 to 1040 code for a protein of 243 amino acids. NCBI's taxonomy places the organism in Eukaryota, Metazoa, Chordata, Mammalia, Chiroptera, Rhinolophidae.
UCUUCCCGCCGCCGGAUCGCGCGCAGGGUCGAGCCAUCCAGCCUGGUGCGUGCGUGCGUGCGUGCGUGCGUCGCUGCGUGCGUGCGUGCGUGCCGUGCGCUCGCCGGGCACCGCGGCCUCGCCCUCGCCCUCCGCCCCUGCGCCUGCACCGCGUAGGCCAACCCCCCCGCGCGCGCCCGCAACGACCCCCGCCCGCGCCCCGGCCGGCCCCCCCUUUCCAAAUUUAAAGGGGGCGCAGCAUUAACGCCUCCCGCCUCAGGUGACCUCCCAGGGGUCUCCCCGCCAGAGGUGUCCGGCCGCGGAGGAACAUGGCGAAGGUGGAGCAGGUCCUGAGCCUCGAGCCGCAGCACGAGCUCAAAUUCCGAGGUCCCUUCACAGACGUUGUCACCACCAACCUGAAGCUUGGCAACCCGACAGACCGCAACGUGUGCUUUAAAGUGAAGACCACGGCACCGCGUAGGUACUGCGUGAGGCCCAACAGCGGGGUCAUCGAUGCAGGGGCUGCCAUCAAUGUCUCCGUGAUGUUACAGCCUUUCGAUUAUGAUCCCAAUGAGAAAAGUAAACACAAGUUUAUGGUUCAGUCUAUGUUUGCUCCAAGUGACACUUCUGAUAUGGAAGCAGUAUGGAAGGAGGCAAAACCGGAAGACCUUAUGGAUUCAAAACUUAGAUGUGUGUUUGAAUUGCCAGCAGAAAAUGAUAAACCACAUGAUGUAGAAAUAAAUAAAAUUAUAUCCACAACUGCAUCAAAGACAGAAACACCUACGGUGUCUAAAUCUCUGAGUUCUUCUUUGGAUGACACUGAAGUGAAGAAGGUGAUGGAAGAAUGUAGGAGGCUGCAAGGUGAGCUUCAGAGGCUCCGGGAGGAGAACAAGCACUUCAAGGAAGAAGAUGGACUCCGGAUGAGGAAGGCGGCACAGAGCAACAGCCCUGGCCCUGCGCUGGCCAUGGCUGGCAAGGAGGAGGGCCUGAGCAGCCGGCUCCUGGCGCUGGUGGUCCUGUUCUUCAUCGUCGGGGUGGUCAUAGGGAAGAUCGCUUUGUAGAGGCCGCGAAGACGCGGGCCAACCGGUCGGGUGACGGCCCGCCAUGGCGUGGGAUUUAAAUUUAUCAUAACCGUGUACACAAAGAAAUUAAUGUAUGAUGACA